Molecule: messenger RNA, 2997 nt
Organism: Symbiodinium sp. CCMP2456
Lineage: Eukaryota; Dinophyceae; Suessiales; Symbiodiniaceae
Source: the annotation of a GenBank genome assembly
AUGGAAUCGACGGUCGUGUACGGGCCUGAUGACUUCGAGCUGCAUACGAGCGGAACUGUACAGGACACAAUUUUGGCAGUCAUGUCUGAGCUGAAGUCGCAAGCAUCCAGGCGAUUGCGUGAGGAUUCCUCAGGAAGCGAAGAAGACAUGGAUUGGAUUGUGACUGAUCGGCCUCCAGAGCCCGCGUUGCAAAGAGACCUAGACUCGGUCCAAAAGCUCUUCGGCGAUCGAUCAGUUGAAAUCACACAACUGUGCCCUCAAACCUAUCGUGUGCGAGUUUACGUGCCAAUAGAAUGUGCGAUCCUGGACACGCGAGUUUGUGCUGCCUGGGGCUUCAAGCCUGACAUCCCUAUGUGCGUGGAGCUGUGCUUGCCAGCAAGCGGGUAUGCUUUUGGAGUUGUCAAGCCUUACAUGCUCACGCAAAUCCGGCAAGAAGGCUUUCCCGAAUUCGCUUUGGAGAAACAGCUUUUGCAGAUUUUGACAGAUUUUUGCUUGGUCUGCAGCUGCACGGCGUUGGAGAGUUUCGACUCCGGUGGAGAUGACAUCCUUGAGGACGAUUCUCCUCGCAAGGUGUACCGGCGCUUCAAGUUGAAGAAGCAGAGACUGACUCUUGAAGCGCUAGCAGACAAAGGGCUUGGUUUCCUAGGCUGUCUUGGAAGGUACUUGCAGCUGCGCAUGCCGACGCUGCAUGAGUACUGCGCGAUAUGCGACUCCCCUUUCACACUUCCGCCGAUGAUGAUGCGUGCAGUGUGCCCGCGCGAACUGUGCACCUAUCAAUUUGGGGAGUUCGGCAGCAAGAUCACGUCUGCAGAGGGGAUGAACAAUCAUGCUGAAGUGGUCGACUUGCUGGUCUGCAUGCUUCUAGCAGCGGUAAAGUCUUCAAGAAGGCAUCUUAUACUUGACCCAUUUCCAAAUGUGUCGGUGGGAGAGCAGCUACGUGAGGCUGAGGCGGCGCAUUCAGACAGAAAGGAAUUCGUCUCUGCGGGAAAGGGUCUACGUGUGGUUUUGCAUCCCGACAACAAGGAUUUCAGCAAGUUGGAGACCUAUGUGCAGGAGCUGCAAACCAUCCGCGCACGUGUGGGAAAUCAACUCGGUGCUUCCUGGUCUGCAAAAUCGUCAUCAAUGUCUGCAGAGGCUGCGGCCCUUCUGAAGUGGACAGUCGCAUCGAACAGGUCCUUCUUGGCACCCCUGCAGGACAACGAGCGAAUUGAAGCUUUCAGGACGCCAUUUCAGUACCUUCUUAUCUCAGCGCCGCCAGACAAGGAAGCGCGAUUCCAGGAAUUGAAGAAGCAGUUUCACACAUCCUUCGCUUUCCACGGCAGUUCCUCCGAGAACUGGCAUUCAAUCCUGCGGAACGGCCUGAAGAAUGCAUCGGACACAAAAUUGAUGACAUGUGGGGCGGCUCACGGUCCCGGCAUCUACCUCUCCACUGCAAGCUCGUGCUCGAUGGGCUAUACCCGGUACUCUCCAGCCGUGAGUGAGGAGGUGGUUGCUUUGAAGCGACAGAAAACCGGCAAUCGUUUCGUUGACAAUCAGCGUGGUCUUGUGAUGAUGGCCGUGUGCGAGGUGGUUGAAGAUCCGGGCAGAUUGCGGAAGCCGAAUUCACAGAUUUGGGUCGCGAGCGAGGAGGAGCUGGUCUGCACUCGCUUCUUCUUGGUUUUUUGCGAGGCAGACCACUUCAACUUGAACGUCAGCACCCUUGAGCUGGACAAGGUGAUUCGGUGUGACAGCAAGACAUGUGGUUUUGCAGGCAUCCCGAGCCAACCUCGAUGUGCCGCUUUCGCAGAGUGCGUCGCCGUCUCCUGCGACGGCCAUGCCUUCCCGAUGUGCGGAGGCGGUCAGAGCUUUGUCUUCGCCCGUCUGCAGGCCACGGCCUCGACUGCGGCGAGCGCCUUCGCCCGGGUCGCCAACACGAAGUCUUUUGGUGUGGGCCAACGGCUUUACGACGAAGGGAUGUGCCUCAUACAAAGGCGGAAGGAGUUUGUGGAGAAGGUGGUGGCCUUGGACAAAGAAGGCCUGCAGCGAAAGGCUAAAGAGCUGCUUGCGCUGGGAAGCCGCCUGCAUGAAUCCAAUGAAUCCACAGGCAGCUUGGGGCGCCUGGGAGGAUGGCGGCUAUGCCAGGAGCAGCGCUUGCCCGGCCGCGCUUGCAGAACGCAGGGGUCUCCGCGCCGUCGACGUCCGAGCCAGACUCCUUCAAGCUCUCGGAUCAGCAACGGAAGCUCUCAGACUCUGGAGGCGCUCCCUCAGACGCCCUCGCCGCCAGUCCGCGAAAGGACCGAGGAGGCGGAAGCGCGGGCUUCGACUUCGACGGACCCGGAGACCUACAACGAGCUCGAAGUCUUGCGGCAAAAGCUCGGCCUGCUCUCGCUGGGUGCGGACUUGCUUCGCCGCAAGCUCCAAGAGGCGAGGGAGGCCACAGGUCAGCUGCCUGUGGAACAUGCUGUUCAGGCGGCUUCGGCUUCGCCGAGCAGGGUCAGUCACGAACGACGCCUCAGUGGAAAACCCCGAAGCCAGCGAGAGAAUGAGAAUGAGUCGUUGCUACCAUCUCCUGUUACAUACUUGCCUCUGCAGGCUUCGUGCUCGGACGGACAGCUGAGCCCGAGAGGCCUUGAGCCCGAGCUCUCAGAGAAUCCGAUGAUGGUCCAUCGCUCGCGAAGCGCAGGGAGCCCACUGCUAACACCAUCCCCCCAGGCGCCUCUGCUCGGAAGCCCUGCCCACGGUCAAGGACCCUGGAGGAUGGUGAAAGCGAACAUGGCGAAUGUGGGUGCUACCUCUUCAACUCCGCCAAGCCCUGUGGCUCCAUCGAUGUUGUCGCCGCCAAUGUCUGUCUGCAUCACCAAUACUAUCCAGGUUGGCCGUGACACUCCCCCGAUCACGCAGCGCCUGAUAAUGCAGCCCAAAGUGGUGCAUUCGGUUCGGUUGCAUCCCACUGCGUAUGAACCAAGCCAACAGCCCAAAGUGGACAAAGUUGAUUCCAAUUUCCGGGCUUCUCUUUGA